This is a messenger RNA of Macrosteles quadrilineatus (aster leafhopper), 1255 nucleotides long. RefSeq names its product protein sidekick-like. Lineage: Eukaryota; Metazoa; Arthropoda; Insecta; Hemiptera; Cicadellidae. Gene Ontology annotation, cellular component: neuron projection membrane. The transcript has 6 exons. Bases 246 to 1181 code for a protein of 311 amino acids. Gene Ontology annotation, biological process: synapse organization. The record is from RefSeq and is a predicted model, not a curated record.
GGGUGGCUGUGACUGUGCACCGUGCAAUGCCCUUAGGUCGGUAGUAACCUCCAGAACGGGAUCUAGCGGGUCCUGCCAUGAGUGACAAACAUAGACCUUACACAUGGUGAACCACUGGAUCGACUAUGAUUGAACAGUUGAAUAAAUAUACAACACACCUAUAUCAUACCGGUAGACACAUGCGAGUGCCAACUCUAGGGUGGGAGUGUGGUGAUAUGUGAAAGGUGUUAGUGAUUGUGACAAACAUGAGAAAAGCACGUAGCAGGAGGGUCUGGACUUCCGUCUUUCUGGCUUUGAUACUUCUAGUGGCGCAAACAGGGGCCGCCUACGUCAACAGCGGGGGAAACUCCCUAGACGGGUUGACAUCUACCCAGCAGCCGCUUCUCUCCAGGUUCGAGCCCUACUUUGACCCUUUGACCCCACGCAACGUCACCGCCUUGGUGGGCAAGUCGGCGUACCUCAGUUGUCGAGUGCGCAACCUUGGCAACAAAACCGUAUCCUGGGUAAGGCACAGAGACAUCCACAUCCUCACUGUAGGCGCCUACACAUACACCUCGGACCAGAGGUUCAUGGCGAUCCAUCAUAGGGACAACGACGAAUGGACCUUGCAGAUCAAGUGGGCUCAGAAGAGGGACGCGGGGAUAUACGAGUGCCAGAUCUCCACACAGCCCGUCAGGAGCUUCUUUGUCAAUUUAAAUGUUGUUGUCCCGACGGCCGCCAUUUUGGGAGGGCCAGACCUCCAUGUGGACAAAGGCAGCACCAUCAACCUUACAUGUACCAUCAGGUACAGUCCUGAGCCUCCAGCGUACAUCUUCUGGUAUCACCAUGACGAGGUGAUUAGCUACGACUCUAACCGCGGCGGUGUCAGCGUCAUCACUGAGAAGGGUGACGUCACCACAAGCUACCUGCUGAUUCAACACGCUGAGCUGACAGACAGCGGCAAAUACUCCUGCAGUCCUAGCAAUGCUGACGUGGCCAGUGUCAGAGUGCACGUGCUCAACGGUGAGCGGCCGGCAGCCAUGCAGACCGGGUCUGCAGGUUUGUCCAACAGCUCGUGGAACAUCCUCGUGUUGAUCAUCCUUAGUUGGUCAUACUCGGCCUUCAUACUGAGGAUACACUUUAGCCCCUUUUCCCUGCAAUCGUCCCUUCCCCUCCCAAUUCCCUUCCACCAACACAGAUAAUCCUUCACCAAUACACUGCGGAACGUCAUGUUAAGUGAAACCUUGGACUGCAAACUAUUAUAAACAAUGUACAC